UUCGCACAAAUAGUUUGCUGGUCAUUAAGCGUUUUGGAAACGCUUUAAAAAAGAACCGUAAAUAACUGAAAACCAAAUAAGUACAAUUUGUUUUGUUUUGCUUUGCUAGCAGGCAAGCGAUUUUUAUAAUGGCUGCUUAUGCGCAGUACAAUGGCUGCGGUUAUCCGUCGGCGAAUCAAUAUCUCACAGCCGGUGGUGCGCUUUCAACACUCCACCCCAUAUCACAAUCACCGCUUGCCGCUUCAACUCCUGUUCACCCGACAGCCUCUAUUAGUCCACCAUCAAACGGUCAUGAUAGCAAUGUCAGUACCGCUGCUGUUGGUGCUGGAGCUGGCGGUGCCGAACAUAACAGUGGUGGAACACUGACGCCCGAUCCUGCCUCACAACCAUCAAUUACCGGCACACCCAGUGCAGCUGGCAGCAGUGGCAGCGCGAGUGGCAGUAUAGAUAGUAGUUCUAUUGAACCAUAUGCGUCCUGCCCCACCGCUGAUCCAAUGUCUUUGGGUAUAGCACCGCCAAGUACACAACAUCCGCUUUCCUCCUCCGCCGUUUGCUGUGAUAAUGGACGCCCGAUGAUGACCGACCCGAUGACGGGUCAAACAGUUUGUUCAUGUCAAUAUGAUCCAACCCGUUUGGCGUUGAGUAGUUAUGCUCGCAUGCAAUCAGCAGCGGCGGUAGCAGCUUCGGCAGGUGUACAAGCGCCCCCAGUGGGUGUGUAUGGUACACCGUAUCCAUCGAAUGAGCAGAAUCCGUAUCCCAGUAUUAGUGUGGACAGUGGACCGUUCUACUCGAGUUUGAGUACGCCUUAUACUUUAAAGGAUGGCACUUGCAACGGCAGUGAGGUGACAACAUGGACGUCAACGGGCUUGCCACCUUCCACCGGCUACUACACCUACGAUCCAACAUUCGGUGCGUAUGGUUAUGGCGCCAGUUAUGAUUUAGCAUCGCGUCGGAAGAAUGCAACGCGUGAAUCCACCGCCACGUUAAAGGCCUGGCUCAGCGAGCACAAGAAGAACCCGUAUCCAACCAAAGGCGAGAAGAUCAUGCUGGCCAUUAUCACCAAAAUGACGUUAACGCAGGUGUCUACGUGGUUUGCGAAUGCGCGCCGCCGUCUCAAGAAGGACAACAAAAUGACUUGGGAACCAAAGAAUCGCACCGAAGAUGAAGACGAGGAUGCGUUAGCAUCGGACGAUGAGAAACCACGUCAUAGUGAGGAUAUCAGUAUGAAUAGCGUAGGCUGUGCGGAGCGUAGACGACCCCUUGGCAUGGAGUACCCAGUCGGCGCCAUAAACGUUUCGCUGGCUAACAAUGUAACAGCGUCUGGCAAUGGAACGGCGGGCACGACGAAUGCCGCAACGACGGGAGCAGGUGUCAUGGAUGGUAGCGUGAGUGGCGUGGGCGCAACAAUUGCAGCUGCGGCGGCGGCGGCGACGGCGGUGUCUUCUUCGGCGUCUACCGCAACAAGCCAUCAUCCGCAUGUUGUCGGCGGCGCGAGUGUGGGUGCCGUUGGUGCAGUACAGCCUGGAAAAGAAGUUUUAGAUAUAGUCCAACUGAGCAGAGUACACUCACCACUACUGUCAGCAGAGCAGCGAUCCUCAACAGCCAUCUAUCAGUCUUAUGAAAACCCGAAAUAUACAACAAUGACCAAUCCAUACAUCACAAACGGCUACAGCUAUGUCAAGGAAGAGCUGCUCUACAACUCCAAUGGUAGACCACGUUUUUGGAGCUUAACCGGCGCCGGAGCCGAGGAAAAGUCCAUACUACAACUUGGCAACGGUAGCGAUAUCAACACCAUGUCACGUGAAUGGCCUACGAAUUAUACAUCACCAACUUAUGCGCCCGCAACGCCGACGACAAUGAAGCAAACCUCGGUGGUGGCCACGAUUUCAAUGCAACCAACUUCACCGCACGCGCAAGUUAAUGGCCAACAGCGUUACGGCGGCGGUGGAGGUGGCGGACAACUGACUGUGACGCCGCCGCAAACGCCACCGAAUCAACUGCACACUUUCGCUGGCGCUUUCCCACAUGGCAGCAGCAGCGGCAGCCUGCACACGGCCAAUCGAGAUGUGAGCGCCUAUAAUAUUGGACGUAGUGAGGAGCUGCGCAGUGGCUGUGCGUCUACAGCUGAGCUCUAUUGUAAGGGUCAGGAUUGUGCGUGAUUUUGUGCUGAAAGUAGGGGAUAGGAGUUUAAGGACCUCCAGUUAAUGGAUCUCUAUCAACAUUCUCAACAGUAUUCCCGCAAUCUCUUCUA
Ceratitis capitata (Mediterranean fruit fly) is the source of this 2251-nucleotide messenger RNA. RefSeq names its product homeobox protein araucan. Gene Ontology annotation, cellular component: nucleus. NCBI's taxonomy places the organism in Eukaryota, Metazoa, Arthropoda, Insecta, Diptera, Tephritidae. The transcript has 8 exons. The record is from RefSeq and is a predicted model, not a curated record. Gene Ontology annotation, biological process: regulation of transcription by RNA polymerase II; neuron differentiation; cell development. Gene Ontology annotation, molecular function: RNA polymerase II cis-regulatory region sequence-specific DNA binding; DNA-binding transcription factor activity, RNA polymerase II-specific. Bases 129 to 2159 code for a protein of 676 amino acids.